Messenger RNA from Ceutorhynchus assimilis (cabbage seed weevil), 1323 nucleotides. NCBI's taxonomy places the organism in Eukaryota, Metazoa, Arthropoda, Insecta, Coleoptera, Curculionidae. The record is from the annotation of a GenBank genome assembly.
AUGUUUGCUCGAUGUUACAACAAAAUAUCGCAUCUUAACUCAAUAAGACCUUUUUCAUCUACAAAAAUCUUAAAUGAAACACACAGUUGUAAAGUCUUAGUUGUUGGGGGUGGCACUGGGGGCCUAGCUCUAACAGCAAAACUUUCAAGGACCCUAAACAAAUCAAAUUUGAUUUUACUGGAACCCAGCAAUGACCACUACUACCAGCCCCUUUUUACCCUUGUCGGAGGCGGUAUCGAAAAAAUGAAAGAUACAAGAAAAUAUGAAGAAGAUCUAGUGCCUAAAAAUUGUACUUGGUUAAAAGAUAAGGCAGUAGAUUUUAAUUUGAAAAAGAAUACCGUGAAUACUGCUCUCGGAGAUAAAAUCGAGUAUGAUUAUUUGAUUGUUGCCACUGGGAUUAUUCCAAGAUACGAGCUUAUUCCAGGUUUAGUUGAAUCGCUAAAAAACCCAGAGUCAGGAGUUUGUUCGAUAUAUUCACCCAAUUAUGUGGAAAAUGUUUUUCCAGUAAUGCAAAAGCUGAAUUCGGGAAACGCUAUUUUCACUUUCCCCAAUUCGCCAGUUAAAUGUCCGGGAGCACCGCAAAAAAUUUGCUACAUUACUGAAGAUUAUCUUAGAAAAGAAGGUAAACGUACAAAUGUUAACGUUAUCUAUAAUACAUCUUUGCCAGUAAUUUUUGGAGUCAAAAGAUAUGCGGAUGCCUUAUGGAAGAUUUGCAAAGAGAGAGAUAUUAAUGUAAAUACAAGAACCAAUUUAGUUAGGGUCAACGGUGAGAAAAAAGAGGCUACUUUUGAAAAUUUGGAUAAACCUGAAGAAAAAUCUAUUUUGCCUUUUUCUAUGCUUCACGUCGUCCCGCCAAUGUCCACCACAGAAGCAAUUAGUUCAAACAAAGAUUUAACCAACGCAGCUGGUUUUGUAGAAGUCGACAAGUCAACUAUGCAGCACGUCAGAUUUCCGAAUAUUUUCGCCAUCGGCGAUUGUAGUUCUUCGCCGAAUUCAAAAACUGCAGCUGCGGCCGCUGCCCAGACAAAUGUGGUUUUCGAAAAUCUUAAGGCAGUAAUGAAAAACCAAAAGUUACCGUUGACUUACGAUGGUUACGCGUCUUGUCCGCUGGUUACUGGCUACGACAAAUGCAUUUUAGCCGAAUUCGAUUAUGAAUUAAAUCCCUUAGAAACGUUUCCGUUUAGACAAGAUGUAGAGAGGACUUCGAUGUUUUUGUUGAAAAAAGAUGUUAUACCUGUAAUUUAUUGGAAUUUGAUGAUGAAAGGAUUAUGGAAUGGACCCGCACUUUUCCGAAAAAUAAUGCAUCUUGGCCUACAUAAGUAA